Desarmillaria tabescens is the source of this 1046-nucleotide messenger RNA. RefSeq lists its product as uncharacterized. The transcript is spliced from 3 exons. Bases 89 to 889 code for a protein of 266 amino acids. The record is from RefSeq and is a predicted model, not a curated record. NCBI's taxonomy places the organism in Eukaryota, Fungi, Basidiomycota, Agaricomycetes, Agaricales, Physalacriaceae.
GCUCGACCAGCUCCCCCCUGAACUCGUUCACGUUAUUAUCUCAGAAUUUUGGUAUUCUGAACACCCCUCGGAUGAUAGAAUUAUAUUCAUGAAAGCAUGUCCCCUCAUCAACACCCUCUGGAAGGAUGUUUUUGCCCACAUCGCUUCUCGGGACAUUUUCGUUCCAACGAACGAAUAUCUGUUCUAUCUCGGCUCAAUCAUACGCAAUAACGACUCUCUAAUCUACAGAAUUCAUCUCCCCAAUUCCACUCGUACGAUUACUUGCCAUGUCGACUUGGUUGAAGCAAAUAAGGAUGCAGCGCAGGAACCGUACACAGCCCUAUCCAAUCUGCCUAAUUUCAUCGGUUUUCGCAAAUGCUUUCCAAAUAUCACCCAAGUCUUCCUCGAAAUCACGUAUCGCAUCCGAGGCAGAUGGUUCCGUUUCAUACUGUCUCAAGAACAAACCAUUCGGACUCGAAUAUCCAUAACACUUGACCAAGCGACGACGCAGCUCAGUGCCUUACUUGUGGACUGGGAAAUCGCUGCUUACGACCCGGCACCCGAUUUUAUCCAUGGAGAAUUUGCCGACCCUAAUUGGAGAAUGUUUCUGAAGGAUGUCGCUCGUGCUAUGGCCCCUGCCGCGUUGUACAAAUGCAUCGGAGCGAUCUCGUUCGAGGACAUGUUAUCACGAUCGACGUACAUAAAUCGUGUCAAGCGAUUUUCUGGCCAUGGCGUCCAUACCGAGACGAAAGGCGAUGUACGAAGCAUAAAUUAUCGCUUCGGGAAGGCAGUCCGAAGACCAUUCGGUUUACGGACGUUCUUUGCGGAAGUGUAUGAAGAUAUGAAAUGGGUUCUCGAAGACGAUACUGUGCGCGAACGGUCAAAUUGGCACGCCAUUGCGUCACCAUGAAUAGGUCAAAAACAGUCCUAGUGCUUUCAGUUAAGCCGAUGGUGGACACGUCAAUUGCUGCGUCGGUGCGGUGUAAGCGCCGCCCUCUCGUUUAAGAACCAAUGUAUACGUUGAUGGUGUCGGGCUGAAAAUGGCAGAGGCUGCCUUGUGGAACAAU